Molecule: messenger RNA, 1037 nt
Organism: Salvia hispanica
Lineage: Eukaryota; Viridiplantae; Streptophyta; Magnoliopsida; Lamiales; Lamiaceae
Source: RefSeq, a predicted model, not a curated record
UAAAUGAUCUACCAAAUCCGAAAUCUCACUAAACGCUCAGAUUCAAACAUCCGAAUCAAAAAUUUCCGGGGAAUAUCGGUAUGUAUAGAUUUUGUUAUAAGUCCGUGUUUGUGGUGCUGUUAAUCGCAUCAAUAGCGCGGAAAUCUCGGUGCAAUUCGAUAGUCAAUCCAUCCAAAGUCAGAACUAUCUCAUGGAAACCUAGAGCUUUUGUGUACGAAGGCUUUCUUACGGAUGAUGAAUGCAAUCAUUUAAUUUCUCUGGCGAAAUCGGAGCUGAAGAGGUCACAGGUGGUAGACAAUGAGUCCGGGAAAAGUAAGCUGAGCGAGGUUCGGACUAGCUCUGGAAUGUUUAUUGAUAAAGCCAAGGAUCCUAUUGUUGCUGGCAUAGAAGACAAGAUUGCAACGUGGACAUUUUUACCAAAAGAAAAUGGAGAAGACAUACAAGUAUUGCGUUAUGAACCUGGACAGAAAUAUGAUCCUCACUAUGACUACUUUGCGGAUAAGGAAAAUAUAGCUCGUGGUGGACACCGGAUAGCAACUGUGCUUAUGUAUCUCUCUGAUGUUGAAAAAGGUGGUGAAACUGUCUUCCCCUCCGCCGAGGAAUCACCUCGUCGUAGGUCUGUUUCAACAGAGAAAGAGUUGUCCGAGUGUGGAAGACAAGGUCCUGCAGUGAAGCCACGCAAAGGGGAUGCACUCCUGUUCUAUAGUCUCUAUCCAGAUGCAACUCCAGAUACCGCGAGUCUGCAUGCUGGCUGCCCCGUGGAUGAAGGCGAGAAGUGGUCUGCAACAAAGUGGAUUCAUGUCGAUUCCUUUGAUAAAGUCGUGGGCGGGCACUGCUCCGACUCAGAUGCGAACUGCGAAAGAUGGGCUUCCCUUGGAGAAUGCAACAAGAAUCCAGAAUACAUGAUCGGCUCCUCGGAUCUCCCAGGUUACUGUCGGAAGAGUUGCAAAGCAUGUUAAUUGUUUGACCUCCGUCUCACUAAAAAUAUAAACAUGGAUGAAUUCUUGGUUCAUACACAUUUCUGUAUCUUGAAAAUG